UGUCUGCACAGGGCACCUUUGCUCAUAAUGUCAGUGGUGCAGGGGCAACUGGAAGAGCGGGGAGGGAUGAAAUCCCAGAGAACAUCUAAUUGGCUGAAGGACACUCACAGAGCCACUGACCAGGGUGCAGCGCCUCUCCAGGAUCCUGGAGACACUGUACAAAUGCAUCCACCUCCCUGGCUCUGGCAUCCUGGAGCAUGGCCAGGGAUCCUCAUCCCUGUUAGAACCAAGGCAAUGGUCUAAGCAGAAGUACUUGGAAGAAAAACGCACUUAUUUCAUGUCAAAAUCAAGUGAAGAGAAAAUUUGACAGCUGUCCUUUUCACAUCACAGGAAGAGAAGUAGAUGUCGCAAUACUUUGCAGACUAUGGGGCUACAUAAUUCAGGAUCAUACUUCUGGCUGUGGCUAUUAGCAGAUUAAAGAAGGUGAAAAUUAUGCCAUCAUUCAACUUCACCAGCUUGGCUCCAGCAAUGUUCAUCCUGGCUGGCAUCCCUGACUUGGAGAAGUCACACAUCUGGAUCUCCAUCCCGUUCUGCUCCAUGUAUCUUGCAGCCCUGCUAGGAAACAGUGUCCUGUUGUUGGUUGUAAGGACAGAGCGGAGCCUCCACGAGCCCAUGUACCUUUUCCUGUGCAUGCUGGCCAUUGCUGACCUAAUGCUGUCUACCACAACAGUGCCCAAGAUGCUGGCUCUAUUCUGGUUCAACGCUAGGGAAAUUUCCUUCAGUGCCUGCCUUACCCAGAUGUUCUUUCUGCAUUUCAGCUUCUCUGUGGAGUCUGUGGUCCUGGUGGCCAUGGCCUUCGAUCGGUACGCGGCCAUCUGCUGUCCUUUGCGGUACAAGGCUGUGCUGACACGCUCAGCCAUUGCAAAAACUGGGCUGGUGGCUGUCGUGAGAAGUUUCUGCAUCAUUUUCCCGUGCAUAUUUCUUCUGAAAAGGCUGCCAUUCUGUGGGCACAACGUCAUCCCGCACACCUACUGCGAGCAUAUGGGCAUAGCCCGGCUGGCCUGCGCUGACAUCUCCAUCAACAUCUCGUAUGGCCUAGCAGUGCCUUUUGCAGCAAUAGUGUUAGAUGUAGUACUAAUUUCUGUCUCCUAUAUCCUGAUACUUCUGGCAUUAUUCAGGCUCCCUUCCAGGACUGCCCGUCACAAGGCUUUGGGCACCUGUGGCUCUCAUGUCUGUGUUAUAUUACUUUUUUAUACUCCUGCAUUUUUCACUGUUUUGACACACCGCUUUGGUCGCACGAUCCCCCACCACAUCCACAUUGUGCUGGCCAACCUGUAUGUGUGCAGACAAGACAGAUAA
Molecule: messenger RNA, 1299 nt
Organism: Struthio camelus australis
Lineage: Eukaryota; Metazoa; Chordata; Aves; Struthioniformes; Struthionidae
Product: olfactory receptor 52B2-like
Biological process (GO): G protein-coupled receptor signaling pathway
Cellular component (GO): plasma membrane
Molecular function (GO): olfactory receptor activity; G protein-coupled receptor activity
Source: RefSeq, a predicted model, not a curated record